Fusarium coffeatum is the source of this 2046-nucleotide messenger RNA. RefSeq lists its product as uncharacterized. Gene Ontology annotation, molecular function: cation binding; protein serine/threonine phosphatase activity. Lineage: Eukaryota; Fungi; Ascomycota; Sordariomycetes; Hypocreales; Nectriaceae. The record is from RefSeq and is a predicted model, not a curated record. Bases 1 to 2046 code for a protein of 681 amino acids. Gene Ontology annotation, biological process: protein dephosphorylation. The transcript has 5 exons.
AUGCGCUCUGAAGCAUUGCGCUUCUACAAUGCUCACAGGAGCUUGAUUGCUGUGCGAUAUUCACCUACAAAUCCGCUGUCGUACGCCAACUUUGCGCCGACGAAUCAUAAACGCCAAGCUGGUUUCGACCAGCACCCCGCCCCCUACGUUUACCCACCCUACAAAACUCCCGACCCCGAAGGACGAUAUAACCGGAUCCUACAUCAAACAGCAUCCCUCGUGCUGCUGGCGAGCAACAAGCGUCGCAGUCUCUCCUCGACUGGAGGAAGUCUGCUGAAUAGAAUGUUUGGCGGCAGUUCCAACAACUCAGCGGGCAACAAAUCCGAGAGCGAUUCAAAAUCCGAUAAAUCUCCUUCUCCUGAGCCUGCGUCCGGCCCCAGUGCCCCAGCUCCCAUCAAGACAACUGACCAGGCUGCUAGUGGUGAAAAACGUAGCGGAAAUGGCAGCCCUCCCACUCGCCAGGACAUCGGCGGUCCGACCGACAAGAAACGCAGAAGUAGUAGCGUCAGUAGCCGGGCCAGUAGCCUUUUGGCAUCUGCAAAGAACUCGCUCAACUUCUCAUCUCAGAGCAGUCGCAGUGGGGGCUCCGAAGUGAGCUCGCAGACACCUCUCCAGAAGCUCGGCAAACAGGAUCCUGCUCUCGCCGUCCCUCAGGGCCAACAUAACAACUCUGCUGGAGACUCCGUGCCUGGACCCAAAUCUACGUUCCGUGUUGGUGUUUGGGAAGAUAGGAACAAGAAAUGCCGCCGGACUAUGGAAGACACGCAUGCUUUUCUGUACAACUUUGUGCAAACCCCAGCUUUAAACGAUGUGCCAGCAAAGGAUAAACCUGAAGGAGCUGACCAAGAGUUGGUUGUUUCUGAUAUGGUUGAGUCGGACAAUGGCUACUUUGCUAUCUUCGAUGGACAUGCUGGUACAUUCGCCGCCGACUGGUGUGGCAAAAAGCUACAUAUAAUUCUGGAGGAGAUCAUACGCAAGAACCCCAAUGCUUUGAUUCCCGAGGUUUUAGAUCAAGCCUUCACGGCCGCUGACGCGCAGUUGGAAAAACUUCCGCUUAAGAAUAGUGGCUGCACCGCUGCGGUUGCAGUCCUGCGUUGGGAAGAUCGAGCUUCGAACGAUCGAUCCGCCAUUAAAUCGGCCAAACCAGAAGAGCCUAUCGAGAUGGACAAAGCCCCUGAUGGGGCGCCGAGUGACGAGGCAACCAAAGUUACAAAUUCAAAGGGGAAGGGCAGCGGACGCCAGCGAGUACUUUACACUGCAAACGUUGGCGAUGCGCGCAUCGUCCUCUGUCGGGGCGGAAAGGCCCUGCGACUCUCUUAUGACCACAAGGGCAGCGACGAAGUCGAAGGCAAACGAAUUGCCGCUGCUGGAGGUCUGAUUCUCAACAACCGUGUCAAUGGCGUUUUGGCCGUGACCCGCGCCCUUGGCGACGCUUAUAUGAAGAAGCUUGUUACAGGCCAUCCGUAUACCACUGAGACAGUCAUUCAGGCUGACAGUGACGAAUUUAUCAUCAUUGCGUGUGACGGAAUCUGGGACGUAUGUAGCGACCAGGAAGCCGUUGACCUUGUACGCAACGUAGAGGACCCUGUCUCAGCCUCGAAGCAGCUUGUAGACUAUGCGUUGAACCGCUUCAGUACUGAUAAUCUGUCUUGCAUGGUCGUUCGGCUGGACCAGAACAAGGAGGCUGCGGUGGACGUGGAAGGCGCAGCAUCCCAAGUCAGUGAGGCGGACAAGAUUGUCAGCGAGACUAGACAGAAAAUCGCAGAGGGUACAGCAUCCGCCGUCGGUGUAUCUGCGACCAGCAACGCGCCCCAAUCUGAACCUCCUGUAGCAGUUCAGGAAGGCGACUUUGUGCCCACUUCUCUGGAUGACGUAGUAACUGAGGAACCCCCUCAUGUUGCAGACCCCAAGUCGAACGACGUGCCUAUAUUGAACAAAGCGGCCGUCGAGGAAGCUCGGAAGGACAAACCUGCUGAAGGGAAACAUGCUGAAGAGAAGCCUGUGGAAGAGAAGCCCGUUGAAAACAAGCCUCCUGGGCAGGAAUAA